GCAAGCAAAACUUGAUUGUAAGCCGGGGUAGCUACCACAACCUUGUUACAUGCAUAUACGUAUGUACACUUAGUCGUAAUUAAUUCUCUGGUGAGAAGAAGAAGAAGAAGAAGAAGAAGAAGAAGAAGAAGAAGAAGAAGAAGAAGAAGAAGAAGAAGAAGAUGAUGAUCGAUGUGUGGAGCGCGGUGCGAUGGUGGGACGAGUGGCAGCUGCGCAUCUUGGUGCUGGGCAGCCUGGGCCUCCAAUGGUUCUUGCUGGUGGCCGCCCCGAUGCGCAAGUACACCAUCCCGAGGUUGUUGAGGACCUGCAUCUGGCUGGCCUACGUUAGCAGUGACGCCUUGGCCAUCUACGCGUUGGCCACCCUCUUCAACCGGCACGCCAAGGCAAGAAGUGGCGCCAGCUGCGGCGGUACCAAUGCCAAUGGCGGCCAAGCCGGCGUCCUUGAGAUCCUGUGGGCUCCCGUCCUCCUUAUCCACCUUGGCGGGCAGCGGGAGCUGACCGCCUACAACAUCGAGGACAACGAGCUGUGGACGCGGCACGCCGUGACCCUGGUGUCUCAGGUGGCGGUGGCGGUGUACGCCUUCUACAAGUUGUGGCCCAACUCCACUGACAAGAGGCUAUGGGUGUCGGCGAUCCUGAUGUUUGUCAUCGGGGUGUUGAGCUUCAGCGAGAAGCCAUGGGCCUUCAAGAGAGCCAGAAUCCAAAAGCUGGCGGCGGUGUCGUCCCUGGUACAAGGGACGACACGGCAUGACGGCAAGUGGGAGAAGGCGUACCGCUUCUGCUUCACCGACUUGGAGGAGCAGAGCGCUCGGAAGCGAGGCCUGACAACAAGAAACCGUGUCCACAUGCUACUCUCGGACAUGUCAUUGUUCGCUGCUGUAUCCGAGCUCAAGAGAAGGGGCGUUCUGGAUAGCGUGGACCAGGAGGGCACGGCGAUUCUAAGCCGGGCAAUAGGGGCGGAGAGGUUCUCCAAGAGAUGGUUGCAAAACGCAUUCGGGCUCAUCUACACCAGAGCCAAAGUGACGUGGACUCCCGCCUACUUGGCCUACCAUCUCCUGCUGGUUCCAGCCCUGCACGUCGCCUCCAUCACGCUGUUCGCCGUGAGCCACAAGCGUGGCCGCUACAACGCCACGGACGUGAAGAUCACCUACAUCCUCUUGUGCUUCACCGCCGUGCUAGACAUUUCCGCCUUCUUCUUCCGGGGGCUGAUACACCUGGUCAUGUUUGUUGCAAAGGUUCCAUCCUUGUGCGAGUGGAUCGCGCAGUACAACCUCAUCGACGCGGCUCUCCGGAGGUUACAGCCAACUGGGUGGCUGAUCAAGUGUGCGACCCGCAUUGGCUGCUAUGAGGGCUACUUCGACACCAAGCACGACAAGCUGUACAGCAAGGUCGCCGGAUAUCUGGUCUUUGAUUUACUGCGAAGCGAUCAGAUAGAAGGUCUCGACCUCGGCAGCUACAGAAACUUGGACUCUGAGAUGAACAACUGGAUUCUGAGCCACGACCUGGGGCGAAGGGCAUGCGGCGAAGGGACAGAGGUACGGAGCACCCUGCUCGGGUCGUUCGAUAGAAGCGUCCUCUUCUGGCACAUCGCCACCGACCUAUGCUUCACCUGCCAGCCUCCCACCUUCCCCGCCCACCCUCGCGAGGUGAUCACGGAGGCCAUCUCCAACUACAUGGCACACCUGCUCAACUUCCGCCCCGACAUGCUCUUGACCGGCAGCAGGCAGCAUCUCUUCGCCGAGGCCAUGCAGCAAGUCGAGGCCAUCCUCAAGCUGCGGGCCGGGCGUCACUUCAAGCGCCCCUCCAUCCAAGAUGACAUGGCCAUGGUGGACACCAUCUUUAUGAGAAGUACUUCGGGCCCAGGUCCCAAUGAGUAUCCUCUCGUCCAUGAAGCUUGCAGGCUCACGCAGGAGCUGCUGCUACUCGACGACGAGACGCGGUGUGAGCUCAUGUACCAUGUCUGGGUUGGGAUGCUCUUCUACUCCGCCGCCAUGUGCAGGGGCUACCUCCACGCCAAGAGCUUGGGUGAAGGCGGCGAGUUCCUCUCCUUCGUCUGGCUUCUCCUCUCCAUCAAGGGGACCAAGACCUUGUCCGACAAGCUCCAGAUGCCCGAUCAACCUAACGCUCCUGUCCAACAACACGCACAGGGUAGCCAACAAGGCAAGGUGUUCCAAAAGCAGGAAGACUGGGAACUUAUUUAAUUUCUCUAUCUAUAAAUAUAUUAUGUGUUUAUUUCUUGCAUUUUUUUUGUUAAUUAUACGUAUAGUCGUGUCGAUUACCCAGGCACGUACUACGCAUGCGCUUGGCUUACUAUCCUCUGCUGUGCGCGAGUGAGUAUGCGGCUAUGCUUGUUGCUAUACUACUCCAUUCAUGUUUGGUUUAAUUUUCAUUUUCUGUUCGUUUGUUGUCGUGCACGCGUUUUACUGCGUGCCUACAUUCAUGAAUAAGCUUAAUUAACGGUAUUGGUUGAUUCAUUGCUCAUGCAUCGCCUAUCUACGAUGCAUCCCAU
This is a messenger RNA of Oryza sativa Japonica Group (Japanese rice), 2509 nucleotides long. RefSeq lists its product as uncharacterized. The record is from RefSeq and is a predicted model, not a curated record. Lineage: Eukaryota; Viridiplantae; Streptophyta; Magnoliopsida; Poales; Poaceae.